Messenger RNA from Anoplopoma fimbria (sablefish), 1472 nucleotides. RefSeq names its product annexin A3b (gene anxa3b). NCBI's taxonomy places the organism in Eukaryota, Metazoa, Chordata, Actinopteri, Perciformes, Anoplopomatidae. The transcript has 14 exons. Bases 112 to 1125 code for a protein of 337 amino acids. Gene Ontology annotation, cellular component: cytoplasm. Gene Ontology annotation, molecular function: calcium ion binding; phospholipase inhibitor activity; calcium-dependent phospholipid binding. The record is from RefSeq and is a predicted model, not a curated record.
GGCCUUUUCAACUUUUCUGAAAGGUGUGGCGAUUUCUAGACACGGUGAAAUUCCUCCUCCGACAUCAAUCCUGUUCCAUUACUUACUAAGUUUAAGACUUCAACCGCAACAAUGUCUGUUUGGGAUGACUUGGACCUGCUCUUAGACUCCCCCUCCUCACUGACAGUGACAUCUAAUACAAGAGGAACUGUGAAGGACAAGGCAAACUUCAAAGUGGAAGAGGAUGUGUCCGCACUAAGGAAAGCCAUGGAGGGCAUUGGUACGACAGAAAAGACACUAAUUGAGGUGUUGACCCAAAGAAGUAAUGCUCAGCGUCUGCUUAUUGCCCAGGCCUAUGAGAAAGCCACAGGAAGGAAAUUAGUAGCCGACCUGGAGGGCGACACCCAAGGAGACUUUGAAGAUUUGUUGGUAGCCUUGGUAACCUCUCCUGCUGUCUACGACUGUCAAGAAGUCAUCAAAGCCAUAAAGGGAGCAGGGACCACCGAGAGUACGCUGACAGAAAUCUUUGCCUCGAGAUCUAACAGGCAGAUCAAAGCGUUGUCUGAGGCAUACCUUGCAGAAACUGGAAAAUCGAUGAUUCAUGAUCUGCAGUCGGAGGUAUCUGGAGAUUAUGGCAAAGCACUGCUCAUCUUGGCUGAGGGCAAGAGAGACGAGAGCACCAAUGUGGACACUGCCAAAGCUAAAGCAGAUGCUAAGGCCCUGUAUGAAGCAGGGGAGAAGAAAUGGGGAACCGAUGAGGGGAAGUUUAUUGACAUCUUGUGCCACAGGAGCAUUCCCCAGCUGCGACAGACUCUGGUGGAGUACAAGAAUAUAAGUAAGAAGACUCUACAGGAGAGCAUUGAGAGUGAGAUGUCUGGAAGCCUGGAGAGUCUACUGGUGGCUGUUGUUAAGUGUGUGAAGACCGUUCCUGCCUACCUGGCUGAGAGGCUUUUCAAGAGCAUGAAGGGUGCUGGGACCACAGAGUCCACUCUGACCAGAAUACUAGUCAGUCGCUCAGAGGUAGACCUGCUGGACAUCAGAGCAGAGUACAAGAAGCUGUUUGGAUAUUCCCUCCAAUCCCAGUUGGAGUCUGAAGUGUCGGGCAGUUAUGGCAAGGCCCUCAAGCAUCUAUGUGGCCAAGAUUAACUCCUCCCAACUCCAGUGAUGAGAAACAUGUGGUGUGAGGUGCAGAUGGAAGGAACCGCAGCAAAAGAGGAGGAUGACCAGUCGCUGACCUUUUCAUACUGAUUAAUUUCCCAGAAGUGUUCAACCAGAGAGAGCUGUGCAGACUGAUGAUUAACACACACAGAUUUAAGAGGAAAUGUAUACAUGAAGAUGCUAUUGAAUGUUUUUUUGAAUUUAUAAAAUGUAUGUAAUCCACGUGACGGAUUCCUGUCAACUCCACAUUUAUCUUCCUGCAUAUUGUAACAAAAAUAACAAAACAAUGAUGUAAUAACUUUCACAUUUCAGAAAAUAAAAAUACCUUAUUCUAC